AAGAUUAAACAAGGGCCAUCCUAGGGAACCCUCAAGCUGGAUACUUCCCUUUCCUCCUCCGUUAGAUUCUUCCACUGAUCAAAGAAAGGAGGAGGUGGGGGGGGGGUUGAAAAGGAAGAGGAAUCCAGACCAAUCACCCACCUCCCUCUCUCCCCCCUCCUCCUCCUGUUCCCUCCUUCUCUUCCAAGCGAAUCAGCCCCCCAGCUCCCGUUUGACAUGCAAUCCUCUUUCGGUUGGGACAAGCCGGCAUGCCACUGCAGCUUUAAACGGAAUUGGGGGAAAUUGGGGAUUUUUGCUCUCAUGACGGUGGAAGUGAGCUAUUGGAGCCGGAUUUUACUGCUCUCGGUGGGGGUUUUGGCAACAACAGCCACCGCCCAGAACUGCAGUUACAUUUUGCAAGGUCCAAACGGGACAAUACAAAGUCCGGGGUUCCCGUACGGCUAUCCAAAUUAUGCAAACUGUACCUGGACAAUCACCGCCAAAGAGCAGAACAGAAUUCAACUUGUUUUCCAGUCCUUUGCGCUAGAGGAAGAUUUUGAUGUCUUAUCUGUUUAUGAUGGGUUGCCCCAACAAGGAAGCCUAAGAACAAGGCUCACGGGUUUCCAGCUGCCUCCUCCCAUUGUGAGUACUGGAGUGGUGCUGUCCUUGUGGCUUGUAAGUGACUAUGCUGUCAGUGCUCAAGGAUUUCAGGCAACCUAUGAAGUUCUUCCGAGCCACACGUGUGGAAAUCCAGGAAGGCUUCAGAAUGGAAUCCAGCAAGGCACAACAUUCAGCGUGGGAGACAAAGUGCGUUACAGCUGCAACCCUGGUUUCUUUUUGGAGGGGCACGCAUUGCUCACUUGCCACGAGACCAUGGAAAAUACCGCAUCCUGGGAUUUCCCUCUGCCCUUCUGUCGUGCCGAUGAUGCCUGCGGUGGGACACUUCGAGGGCAGAGUGGAAUAAUUUCAACCCCCCAUUAUCCUUUGGAGUACAACAACAAUGCUGACUGCACAUGGACGAUUUUAGCAGAGCCUGGAGACACCAUAGCUCUGGUUUUCUUGGAUUUCCAAUUGGAGGAUGAAUAUGAUUUUUUAGAGGUCACUGGAACGGAGGGAUCCUCUUUAUGGUUUACAGGAACAAACCUUCCUGCUCCUGUGAUCAGCAGCAAAAACUGGCUUCGUCUUCAUUUUAUGUCCGAUGGGAACCACAGACAGAAGGGUUUCAACGCACAAUAUCAGGUCAAAAAGCAAAUGGAGAUUAAGUCCCGGGGAGUGAAAUUGAUGCCAAGUAAAGACAUGAACCAGAAGACAUCUGUGUUAACACAGGUUGGUGCGUCCCAGGGACAUAACAUGUGUCCGGACCCUGGGAUUCCAGAUCGGGGCAAAAGAAUAGGCAAUGAUUUCAGGUUAGGAUCCAGUGUCCAGUUCACCUGCGGUGAAGGUUAUGACUUGCAAGGCUCCAAAAGCAUCACCUGUAAGAAGCUGAGUGGUAUGAUAGCUGCCUGGAGUGACCAGAGACCUGUGUGUCGAGCUAGAAUGUGUGAUACGUACCUCCGAGGGCCCAGUGGUAUUAUCACAUCUCCUAAUUAUCCUGUCCAGUAUGAUAACAACGCAUACUGUGUGUGGGUGAUCACAGCAGUCAAUCCAGCCAAGGUAAUCAAACUUAAUUUUGAAGAAUUUGACUUGGAGAGAGGAUAUGAUACAUUAACUGUGGGAGAUGGAGGCCAGGUUGGAGACCAGAAAAGUGUGCUUUAUGUUUUAACAGGUACAACCGUCCCUGAUCUGAUUGUCAGCACUCAACAUCAGAUGUGGCUCCUCUUCCAGACUGAUAGUGUGAGGAACCUAUUAGGGUUCAAAGCAACCUAUGAAGAAAUUGACCAGGGAAGCUGUGGAGAUCCCGGAAUGCUGGCGUAUGGCAAGAGAGAAGGGUCAACAUUUCGCCACGGAGACUCGUUGACAUUUGAAUGCCAGCCUGCAUUUGAACUGAAGGGGCAGAAAACAAUCACUUGUCAAAAAAGUAGCCAGUGGUCUUCUCAGAAACCAGUCUGUGUUUUUUCCUGCUUCUUCAAUUUCACCAGUCCAUCUGGGAUUGUGCUCUCCCCGAAUUACCCCGAGGAAUAUGGCAGCAGCUUGCACUGCGUUUGGCUAAUCAUCGCAAAACCUGAAAGUCGGAUCCAUUUGGCUUUCAAUGAUUUUGACGUGGAGCCUCAGUUUGACUUCUUGGCGGUGAAGGAUGGUGGAACAGCUGAAUCACCCACCCUCGGGACCUUCUCUGGAAGCCAACUCCCAUCUUCUCUGACCAGCAGUGGCCAUGUUGCCAGGCUGGAAUUCCAGACAGAUCACUCCACCGAGAAACGUGGCUUCAACAUCACAUUUACCACCUUCAGACACAAUGAGUGUCCUGACCCAGGAGUUCCGGUCAAUGGGAAGCGCUUUGGUGAUAGCCUCCAACUUGGGAGCUCGGUCUCUUUCCUGUGUGACGAAGGCUUCAUAAGGACCCAUGGCUCAGAAACAAUCACCUGCGUCUUGAAGGAAGGCAAUGUGGUUUGGGAUAACGCAGUCCUGAGAUGUGAAGCUCCCUGUGGUGGCCACCUAACCUCACCAAAUGGAAUGAUCCUGUCUCCAGGGUGGCCGGGAUUCUACAAGGACUCUCUCAACUGUGCAUGGGUCAUUGAAGCUCAACCAGGGUACCCAAUCAAAAUCACAUUUGACAGGUUUAAAACGGAGGUGAAUUAUGACACGCUGGAAGUGCGGGAUGGCAAAUCCUACUCCUCCCCCUUGAUUGGGGUUUAUGAUGGGACCCAAGUCCCCCAGUUUCUCAUCAGCACCAGCAAUUUCCUCUACCUGCUCUUCACCACAGACAAAAGUCACUCGGACGUUGGCUUUCAGAUCCACUAUGAAACGGUAAAGCUCCAGUCCGAUCACUGUUUGGAUCCAGGGAUUCCAGUCAAUGGUCUACGAUAUGGGAAUGAUUUCUAUGUGGGGGCACUGGUGACUUUCGGCUGUGAUCCAGGGUAUACUUUGAGUGAUAGUGAAGCUCUGGAGUGUGAGCCAAAUUUUCAGUGGAGCAGGCCGCUUCCAAGCUGUGAAGCUCUCUGUGGAGGAUACAUUCAAGGAUCAAGUGGCACUGUAUUAUCCCCAGGCUUUCCAGAUUUCUACCCCAACAAUUUAAAUUGCACUUGGAUUAUAGAAGCUUCACAUGGCAAAGGUGUUUUCUUCACUUUCCACACUUUCCAUUUGGAGAGUGGUCACGACUACCUGUUGAUCACUGAAAAUGGCAGCUUCAGUCAGCCACUGAAACAGCUCACUGGUUCCCACCUGCCUGCUCCUUUUAGCGCUGGUCUCUUUGGGAACUUCUCUGCUCAGAUCCGCUUCAUCUCGGACUUCUCCAUUUCUUAUGAAGGCUUCAACAUCACUUUUUCAGACUAUGACUUAGAACCUUGUGAUGAGCCCGAAGUGCCAAUCUACAGCAUCCGCAAAGGUCUUCAGUUUGGCGUGGGGGACAUCUUGACUUUCUCCUGCUUCCCUGGGUACCGACUGGAAGGGGUCUCCAGCAUUACUUGCCUGGGCGGUAGACGGCGUGUGUGGAGUUCGCCACUGCCAAGGUGUGUUGCGGAAUGUGGUUCUUCUGUGACUGGGACUCAAGGUGUCCUCUUAUCUCCAAAUUAUCCCCUAAACUACAACCACCACCACGAAUGUAUCUAUUCCAUCCAGACACAGCCAGGAAAAGGAAUUCAGCUUAAAGCCAGGGCAUUCAGCUUGGAAACUGGAGAUGUCCUCAAGAUUUAUGAUGGCAACAAUAACUCGGCUCGUCUGCUGGGCUCCUUCAGCCAUGCAGAGAUGUUGGGUCUCAAUGUCAACAGCACUUCCAGCUCGAUGUGGCUUGAAUUCAUCACGGAUGGAAAUGGCACAAAUCAAGGUUUUGAGCUGCAGUUUUCUAGUUUUGAUUUAAUCAAAUGUGAGAACCCUGGUAUCCCACAAUUUGGCUACAAAGUCCACGAUGAGGGACAUUUUGCAGGGAGUUCCGUCUCUUUCAGUUGUGAUCCUGGCUACACAUUACGCGGAAGCCGUGUGCUUACUUGCUUGACUGGAGAGCGAAGAUCCUGGGACCAGCCUCUCCCCACCUGCGUAGCUGAGUGUGGGGGCAGCAUUCGAGGUGAGUCUUCAGGAAGGAUCCUGUCUCCAGGGUUUCCAACGCCCUACGAUCACAAUCUCAACUGUGUCUGGACAAUUGAAGCAGAAGCUGGUUGCACAAUAGGGCUCCAUUUCAUGGUUUUCCAUACAGAGGACUUCCAUGAUGUUUUGAGAAUCUGGGAUGGGCCAGUGGAGAAGAGCAUCCUCCUGAAAGAAGUUAGCGGUUCUGUCUUGCCCAAUGAUAUCCACAGCACCUUCAACUUGGUGGUCCUUCAAUUCAACACGGACUUCUUCACCAGUAAACAGGGCUUUGCCAUUCAGUUUUCAGUGUCCACCGCCACCUCCUGCAAUGACCCUGGGAUCCCACAGAACGGAAGCCGGAGCGGAGACAGCAAGGAAGCAGGAGACAACAUCAUUUUCCAGUGUGAUGCAGGAUACACCUUGCAGGGGGACGCUAAGAUCAGCUGUGUGCAGAUCGAGAACAGGUUCUUUUGGCAGCCUGACCCACCCACUUGCAUAGCACCUUGUGGUGGGAUCCUGGCAGGACCUUCAGGGGUUAUCUUGUCCCCUGGUUACCCAGAGCCUUACCCUCCAGGAAAAGAGUGUGACUGGAAGCUGACCGUCUCACCGGAUUAUGUCAUCGCUCUGGUGUUUCACACGUUUAAUUUGGAACCAGGGUACGAUUUCUUGCACAUCUAUGAUGGGCCCAGCUCAGUUAGUCCCCUGAUUGGGAGUUUCUAUGAUACCCAAGUACCAGAAAGGAUUGAGAGCAGCAGUAACAACCUCUUCCUGGCCUUCCGCAGUGAUGCUUCCGUCAGUAAUACAGGAUUUGUAAUCCAUUACACAGAAAACCCCAGAGAAUCCUGUUUUGAUCCAGGUCUGAUUAAGAAUGGGACUCGUGCUGGAAGUGAGCUGAAACUGGGCUCCAUAAUCACAUAUUACUGUGACAGUGGUUAUGUGAUUGAAGGGAUAUCCACUUUGACAUGUGUUAUGGGAGGAGAUGGGAAACCUGUGUGGAACAAGCCAAGGCCUAUGUGUACAGCACCAUGUGGAGGUCAGUACACAGGAUCGGAUGGUGUCGUCCUGUCCCCCAAUUAUCCUCAGAACUAUACCAGUGGACAAGUGUGCCUGUAUUUCAUCGUUGUGCCCAAAGAUUAUGUGGUAUUUGGCCAGUUUGCCUUCUUCCAGACAGCUCUCCAUGACAUCAUUGAAGUACAUGAUGGUCCAAACCAACAUUCUCGCCUCCUCAGCUCUCUCUCUGGUUCUCAUACAGGUGAAUCAUUGCCUCUGGCUACCACCAACCAAAUACUGAUCAAGUUCAGUGCCAAAGGGCAGGCCACAGCCAAAGGUUUCCAUUUUGUCUAUCAAGCGGUUCCACGAACCAGUGCCACCCAGUGCAGCUCUGUACCAGAGCCCCGUUAUGGGAGACGAAUUGGCAGUGAUUUCUCGGUGGGGGCUGUGAUCCAGUUUGAGUGUAAUGCUGGCUAUGCCCUCAAGGGAUCACACAGCAUUGAAUGCUUGACGAUGCCUGGAACUCUUGCCCAGUGGAACUCUUCGGUGCCUACUUGUCUUGUGCCUUGUGGUGGAAACUUAACAGAGCGAAAAGGCACCAUUUUGUCCCCUGGAUUCCCUGAGCCCUACUUGAACAGCCUCAACUGUGUGUGGAAAAUAACUGUCCCUGAAGGAGCUGGAAUACAGAUCCAAGUGAUCAGUUUUGUCACAGAACAGAACUGGGACUCCCUAGAAGUCUUUGAUGGAGGGGACAAUACAGCCACCAUGUUAGGCAGCUUCUCAGGUACCACUGUCCCUGCCUUGCUCAACAGUACCUCUAACCAGCUGUAUUUGCACUUCUACUCUGAUAUCAGUGUCUCUGCUGCUGGAUUUCACCUGGAGUACAAAACUGUGGGUCUCUCCAGUUGCCCAGAACCUGCUGUCCCCAGUAAUGGCCUGAAAAUUGGUGAAAGAUAUGUGGUGAAUGAUGUGGUCUCCUUUCAAUGUGAGCCAGGAUAUGCUCUCCAGGGGCACUCUCAUAUUUCCUGCAUGCCAGGAACUGUGCGACGCUGGAACUAUCCUCCUCCACUUUGCAUAGCCCAGUGUGGCGGAAUCUUGGAGGAGAUGGAAGGUGUCAUCCUGAGCCCUGGCUUUCCUGGAAACUACCCUAGCAACAGUGAUUGUACUUGGAAGAUAUCCUUUACUGUGGGAUUUGGUGCUCAUCUCCAGUUCUUAAACUUUUCUACGGAACCCAAUCACGACUUUGUUGAAAUUCGCAAUGGGCCGUACGAUACCAGUAACAUCAUCAGCCGAUUUAGCGGGACUGACCUCCCAGGCUCUCUUCUUUCCACAUCACACGAAACCACCAUAUAUUUCCACAGCGACCACUCACAGAACAAGCCUGGUUUUAAGGUAGAAUAUCAAGCUUAUGAACUCCAGGAGUGCCCAGAUCCUGAGCCCUUUGCCAAUGGCAUUGUAAGAGGAGCAGGUUACAGUGUGGGACAGUCCAUCUCUUUUGAGUGCCUCCCUGGCUAUCAGUUGAUUGGACAACCAGUCUUAACCUGUCAACAUGGAACCAAUAGGAACUGGGACCACCCAUUGCCCAGGUGUGAAGUCCCCUGUGGAGGAAACAUGACUGCCCCAAAUGGAACUAUCUACUCCCCCGGCUUUCCCAAUCAGUAUCCCAAUUCCCAGGACUGCACGUGGCUAUUUGUGGUGUCAUCUGGAUAUGGCAUCUACCUCAACUUUACCUUGCUGCAAACGGAGCCGUACAAUGACUUCAUCACUGUCUGGGAUGGUUCUCAAGAGACAGCUCCCCAGUUGGGGGUUUUCACAGGACACUCAGUGAAGAAAGCCAUCCAGAGCUCUUCCAACCAUGCUCUGAUGAAGUUUCAUAGUGAUGCAGCCAAUGGAGGCCUCUUUGCCAUCCACUUCUAUGCCUAUCAACUUUCUAAGUGCCAACCACCAACUAUGGUCCCUAAUGCUGAAAUCAUCACUGAGAAUGAGGAUUACAAUAUAGGUGAUAUUAUUAGAUAUCAAUGUCUUCCUGGUUUCACCUUGGUUGGAAAUGAGAUCCUGACAUGCAGGCUUGGUACCCACCUCCAGUUCGAAGGUCCUCCCCCAACUUGUGAAGUUCACUGUCCAAUGAAUGAGGUCCUCCAUGACUCCACAGGAGUGAUCCUAAGCCCAUCCUUCACAGGCAGCUAUCCUCACUUCCAGACUUGCUCUUGGAUGAUAGCAGUGGAACCAGACUACAACAUCACCUUCACUGUUGAAUAUUUCUUGAGUGAGAAGAAGUAUGAUGAGUUUGGGAUAUUUGAUGGGCCUUCAGGUCAAAGUCCACUGUUACUGUCUCUAAGUGGAAAUUACUCUGCACCGCUGCUGGUGACCAGUUCAGGAAACAGAGCCUAUCUCCACUGGUCCUCUGAUCAUGCCUACAGCAGGAAAGGUUUCCGGAUCCGAUAUUCUGCCCCUUAUUGCAGCCUCCCUCCAGCACCUCUCCAUGGCUCUAUCCUCAGCCACUCCGGCCUUCAGUCAGGAAGCACCAUUUGGUUCGGUUGUGACACCGGCUACCGCCUUGUUGGCCACAGCUUUUCAACAUGUUCGAGACACCCCCAGGGUUACCACCACUGGAACAAAGCCAUUCCUCUGUGUCAAGCAAUCUCCUGUGGAGUUCCCAGAGCUCCGAAGAACGGGGUUGUUUUUGGCAGGGAGUACACCAUGGGCAGCAAAGCAGAUUACCAAUGCAAAGAGGGCUUUCACCUCCAGGCCCAAGAUAACUCCAGCGUGGAGUGCCUGGCUACUGGACAGUGGAGCAAUGGCAAUAAUCCUCCUCCAUGUGUGGCGGUCAGCUGUCCUGACAUCAGCAGCAUUGCUGUGGAACAUGGGAGAUGGAGGCUGAUCCAUGAGACUCAGUACCAGUACAAUGCACAGCUCAUGUUGAUCUGCGACCCAGGCUACUAUUACAUUGGGUAUCGUGUCAUCGGCUGCCAGGCGAAUGGGAAAUGGAGCAUAGGAGAACCCAUGCCGACCUGUAGAAUCAUCUCCUGUGGAGACUUGCCUGUGCCAUCCAAUGGAAAUAGGAUUGGUACCUUAACCACUUAUGGAGCUACUGCGAUCUUCUCCUGCAAUAGCGGCUACACCUUAGUGGGUUCUCGUGUGCGAGAAUGUAUGGCCAAUGGUCUUUGGAGUGGACUAGAAGUGACAUGCCUGGCGGGACACUGUGGGGAGCCAGGUUCUAUUGUCAAUGGCCAGAUCAAUGGAGAGAACUACAAUUACCGUGGCAGUGUGGUGUACCAGUGCAACCCUGGCUUCCGGCUCAUUGGCAUGUCGGUCCGCAUCUGCCAGCAAGAUCACCACUGGUCCGGGAAGACUCCUGUUUGUGUGCCCAUCACCUGUGGUCACCCAGGCAAUCCAACAAAUGGCCUGACCCAAGGCACUCAGUUCAAUCUCAACGAUGUGGCCAAGUUUACAUGCAACAUUGGAUAUCGCCUUGAAGGGACUUCCAAGUCCCAAUGCUUGGCUAACGGCCAGUGGAGUAAACCCUUGCCCAUCUGUCGCAUUGUAAAUUGUACUGAUCCUGGACACCUGGACAACAGUGUCCGUCAAGUGCAACCAAGUGGGCCUCACAGAUACAGUUUUGGAACCACCGUCUCUUAUCAAUGCAACCAUGGAUAUUAUUUACUGGGCACCCAUGUUCUUACCUGCCAGGGCGAUGGGAUUUGGGACCGCCUCCUCCCUGUCUGUCACUUGGUCUCCUGUGGCCAUCCAGGAUCCCCACCCUAUGCCCAGAUCUUGGGUGAUGUCCACACCGUAGGGGCGGUGGUGCGUUACAAAUGCCAGGAAGGCAGGAAUUUGAUUGGCAAUUCCACCCGCACGUGUCAGCUUGAUGGGCGUUGGAGUGGCUCUCUGCCUCAUUGCUCAGGAACCAUCCAGGGACUUUGUGGUGAUCCAGGAAUCCCUUCCCAUGGUAUCCGGCAUGGUGAAAACGAAUUAAGUGUGAACAGCACGGUCUGGUUUAGCUGUGAGCCGGGUUACACUCUCCGGGGCUCACUGCAGAGAAUGUGUCAAGCCAAUGGAUCAUGGAGUGGCACUCAGCCAGAAUGCGAAGUGAUAUCAUGUGGGAACCCUGGGACGCCCAGCAACUCAAGGGUAUUAUUCAAUGACGGCCUGGUGUUCUCCAGCUCCAUCAUAUACAAGUGUCGCGAUGGCUAUUAUUCCACAGGUGUGCUCAGCAGGCAUUGUACUGUCAAUGGAACCUGGACCGGGAGUACCCCAGAAUGCACAGUGAUAAACUGUGGGGACCCUGGAGUACCAGCCAAUGGCAUCCGAAUGGGCAACGAUUUCACCUAUAAUAAGACUGUCACAUUUCAGUGCAUGCCAGGUUACAUGAUGGAGUCAGAAAGAGCUUCUACUUUAACUUGCACUAAGGACCGGACCUGGAAUGGGACGAAACCUGUCUGCAAAGCUAUCAUCUGCAAAUCUCCACAAAUCGUUUCCAAUGGAAGAGUCAUGGGCUCAGAUUUCAGUUGGGGCUCAAGUAUCAGUUAUACCUGUCUGGAAGGCUACCAGCUCUCCUUAGCUGCUGUUUUGACCUGUGAAGGAAAUGGAUCAUGGAGUGGAGAAAUCCCACAGUGUUUUCCUGUCUUUUGUGGCGAUCCAGGAAUCCCAGCAGACGGGCGACGUGAAGAUCGAGGUUUUACUUACCGCUCCUCUGUCUCUUAUUCCUGUCUGCCCCCAUUAGUGCUGGUGGGAUCAGCUCGGAGGUUCUGCCAGGCUGAUGGAUCAUGGAGUGGGACCCAGCCAAGCUGCAUCGAUGCAAGUGUUACAACCUGCAUGGAUCCAGGUGUGCCCCUUUUUGGAAUUCAAAACAAUUCCCAAGGUUAUCAGGUUGGAAGUGUCAUCUACUUCAAGUGUCAUAAAGGAUAUCUGCUGCAAGGGUCCACCACCAGAACCUGCCUUCCAAAUCUGACAUGGAGUGGAAUUCAACCAAACUGCAUCCCACACAACUGCAAGGAACCAGAUACCCCAGCCCAUGCCAAUGUGGGUGCUCUGGACCUGCCUUCGCUGGGAUACACCUUGAUCUAUUCGUGCCAGAGUGGCUUUUAUCUCACUGGAGGAUCAGAGCAUCGGACUUGUAAGGCUGAUGGCAGCUGGACAGGGAAGCCUCCCAUUUGCCUGGCGGAUGUCCGACCCAGCAGGCGACCUAUGGGUGCUGCAAAGGAUCAGCAUCUUCCAAAAGUCUCAGUUCCUGCUGAUGUCUUUGCCAAAAAUUCCUUCUGGAAAGGCUCUUAUGAAUACAUGGGCAAAAAGCAGCCAGCCAUGCUUUCGGUCACCAGCUUUGAUCCAGUCACCAGUAAAGUGAAUGCCACCCUAAUAGACCACAGCGGUGUGGAGCUUCAAGUCUCUGGUAUUUACAAAAGAGAAGAUGUCCAUCUUCUCCUCCAGGUACACCAAAUUACAGGGCCACUGGAGAUCUUCAUGAACAAAUUCAAGAAUGAUAAGUGGGCAUUGGAUGGACACGUCACCCCAGAAGCUUCAAGUGGAACAUUUGUGUACCAAGGAUUUGUCCAUGGCAAAGGUUUUGGACAAUUCGGCCUCCAAAGACUAGAUAACAGCGUCAUUGAACGGGAUUCUGAAUCAAUAGGACAUCCAUUUGCAUCCAACAGCAGCUCAGUUGCAGCUGCGAUCCUCGUGCCUUUCAUUGCCCUGAUGAUUGCAGGGUUUGUGCUCUAUCUCUACAAGCACAGGAGGAGACCGAAGGUGCCGUUCAAUGGCUAUGCCGGCCAUGAAAACACCAAUGUCCGAGGAACAUUUGAAAACCCCAUGUAUGACCGCAAUUUGCAACCAACAGACAUCAUGGCCAAUGAGGCCGAGUUUACCGUCAGCACUGUGUGUACUGCAGUAUAGCACUUACAAUUCUGUGUGCACCUUCUCCAGAGAUGGGAAUCUCACCAGUGCCCAAUGAUCCUCCUGGUUCAUCUUCGCCCAUGAUCUUCUCACCCAGAUAUGUUGGGGCUGCGGAGUUGAUAUGGUGCCUUUGAGCUGAUCCAGAGAGAGAGAAAGAGA
Pantherophis guttatus is the source of this 11172-nucleotide messenger RNA. It is a transcript of the gene CSMD2, whose product is annotated as CUB and Sushi multiple domains 2. The record is from RefSeq and is a predicted model, not a curated record. Lineage: Eukaryota; Metazoa; Chordata; Lepidosauria; Squamata; Colubridae.